UGACUAUGGAGGAGAUUUUGAAGAUAAAGAUUUUCGUGAUCAUAGUUGGCAUGUACUGUAACGGCUGCAGAGAUAAAGUAAUGAAGAUACUGAAAAAAAUUGAUGGUGUGUACACUGUUAAAAUGGAAGAAGGAUCAAACAGUGUUACCAUAGGUGGGGAUGUGGAUCCUGCAGUGGUGAUUGCAAAAUUAGGAAAGCGUGGCAAGAAAGCCCAACUAGCAGCUGCAGCAGGUUCUCUUGCCAGUAACAAAGAUGAUGCCAGUGGUGUUAGCAGUACGGUGGGGAAGCAAACGAAAAUGGUACAGCAACUCCAACCGCAGCCUCCACCGCAACUACCCAAAGCUGGAGAUCUGCCACCGCUUCAGAAAUCUCCACAGCAGGUGAUGAAGGCUCCCCAAUCCACUUCUACUAUACCUUUCCCCUGUCCUUCCGUGCCCACACUUCAAAAAAGUUCUGAGCCUGCCACAGAUCGUGGUGCUGCGGGCAGCAGCAAUGGCGUUAGUAGUGAGAUAGAGAAACAAAUGAAAAAGGUACGGCAGCUGCUACUACCGCAGCCACUGCCACCCAAAGGCGAAGAUCUCCCAUUGCUUCAGAAAUCUCCAGAGUGGGUGAUGAAGGCUCCCCAAUGCACUUCUUCUGGUGUAGGUGCUCCCAACCCAAACCCAGCCCAAGAGUCUCUCAAACUCGACUUGCCUGGGGAUUGUGGAAGGACCAAGCCCAUCCCCUGUCCAUCCAUGCCCCCACUUCGAAAACGUUUUGUGCCCGCCACUGAUUGUGGUGCUGCGGGUCAGACUCUGAUUGGGAAUGGAUCACAGCAUGCUAGCGGUAUCACCAUUGGAGCUUCGGGGGGUGGUGGUUCGGUUCCAGUAGCGAGUACAGCUCAGGGGCAAAUUCCGAUGGGCAAAAGGGCUCAAAUGAGAAAUAUCCCUAUGGCCUGCGUUCCUCCUCCCCCACCAGCCCUACCACCAUCUAGUGGCGGUUGUGCAAAGCGUCUGGGAGAUUCUGCCGGAAACCCUCACCUGCCUAAAGCAGGAGAUAUGGGUCCUAAAGGGGAAGAAGGCAAAGGCAGUGGACACUUCCAAGGAGUGUAUGGCAUUGGGUGGUAUAACCAAGAAGUGGCCACACCUCCCCAUGUUUAUGAUGUGCCUCCUCUGGAAGCUUCGUCUUUCUCCAACAGCCAUCCUCUCUACCAUAAACCAGAUCCUUACUAUUCAUAUUUUAGUGAUGAGAACGCUACUAAUUGUUAUGUUAUGUGAACGAUCUCAUCAUGAAGUUUGUAUUUGCUGGUUUGAUGAACAUGUUUUGUGUGUGUGAGUGUGUGUUUCUGCUUUUAUCUUAUAUGUUGGAUCAUUUAGCCUGAAUAAUGCUAGCUUGUUAUUAAUGGAAAAUGAAACUCAUUGAAUACUGAAGAUGUUGAAUGUGGGUUUAGGUGUUAUUUGCUGCUUAGAAAUUUAAUAUACCUCCACAUCAGAUGUUUUCAGGCAAAUAGUGGAUAAAGGCAUGGUUUAUAAUUCAACAAGCUAAGGGUGGUUAUUCUAUUAGAGGAUCUAGCCAGCUGUUGAUUACUAAUGGGUUCUAGAAGGGUAGUAAUAGCAUGUUUUGCUUGAUUACUACCAGUGACCUAUCAGAUGUCCUUGGUUUAAAUUUCUUAUCACUAUAUAUUCAAGUAGUGUGGUUGACCACUUGAGUAUGAUCAUGUCGGUUUGCUUUAAUAUAGGUGAAACCACAAGCUAAACUAUAUGAUUAAGAUGAUGAUUCUAUGUGGUACAGUGGUAGAUACUAGGUUAUAGGAACUCAACCAGUAACUUCAUAGCUUCAAAAUCGACACAGUUCAUUUACUGAAUUACUACGUUUGAGUACAAUAAAGACCAUUUGUUAAACUACUAUAUAUGGUCUCUGGUGACAUUAUGGUUUUAUUUGGUGUGCAUUAGUUAGCUAGAGUCGCACCAAACAAGGGGUUUUAGUUGCAAUACAAGCUGAAGGUUCAGUCUGUACAAGGAAUGAAACACGGAUAGAGUGAAAUUUAACCAUCUAACAUAACAAUCUAAUGUCAUAUAGAGAAUGCACGAGUAUCAAUUUGUUUCAGGAGAAUGUAAUAUUCAUACUCCGUACCUAGUAUGUCGUAGAGUUUUUGCCACUUUCCAUCCACGACUAUUUUCCCACAAGCUAAAUAUUCAUGCAUAUGCAAAAUAAGACAAAAACUCUUCAACCCCAACAAUACUUUCUUCAUUAAGUACACAGUAUAAUUAAAUUUAUAACUCUCCAUUUUUCAAUAAAGAUACUCGAAAUGUCUAGACAUUUUAAAGUAGUUCCAUCACAAAUAUAUUAUCAAGUACUCUUAGCUUGGAUGGUUUGAGGCCACAUGCACAGAAGAUGAGUAGUGAGUGUAAAAUGUGAUUUCAAUUUGGACUUUAAUGGUUUUCUUGAUUAAAAUUGAUCCCUUUAAAAGUUUAACUACUUUGGUCGGGUUUUCAUUGGUGAGAAAAACAAUAAGUGUAUAUUGUAGAUGAGUUUUCUUUUAUAACAAGAGCAUUUGACGCAUGACUGCCAAAAGUUUCUGAACUUCAAAAUAUCAUCUUGAUGCCAAAAAUGCCAUUUUAUCCACAACAUAAAAAUUACUACGUAAAUAUGUAUGCCACCGUGAACAAAAAUGGAACACAACAUUGGCAGUUUUAUUCACAAUAUUUGGCAUUUUUUUUGGAAUAAACGCCAUGGUGAGUUCAUAAUCAGAUUUCCCAAAAUUUGAAAAAUCAAAAUCUUCCAAAUCCAAAAUUUCACUAAUUUGGGGGGAAGAAAU
This is a messenger RNA of Cuscuta epithymum, 2797 nucleotides long. NCBI's taxonomy places the organism in Eukaryota, Viridiplantae, Streptophyta, Magnoliopsida, Solanales, Convolvulaceae. The record is from the annotation of a GenBank genome assembly.